AUCAUUAUAACAUAGUCACAACCCCACUCUCCUCUUCUUGCCGCAGAAGGUCGGUUACCGGCGAAACAAGAUCUCCAAACCUCAGACGAAAGAGGGGAGGAGGAGGAGAAGAAGAGUCAUGGCGGACUUAGAAAAUUUGCUUCUGGAAGCGGCAGGAAGAACCGGUGGACCAGGGAGGAACAGACACUCGCGCCCUCCACCAUCGAGAAGGCGAAGGGAUGAUUCCUAUUUCGACGACGGCAGCGAUUCGAAGGACGAUGACGAUUCGGACGACGAUGAUCCGGGCUACUCAGGUAGAAAACCCUCUGGAUCUCAAGUCCCUCUCAAGAAGAGACUGGACGCCCACGACAAGGACGAUGACCGCGAUAGCCGAGAUGACGACCGCGAUUACGACGAUGACGAUGAUGACGAAGAUCGCCGUGCCGGCAGCGGGGACGAUUCUGAUGUCGGGAGUGAUCUCUACAAGGACGACAGGGACAGGGAAGAACUCGCUAAUAUGAGCGAGUUGCAACGAGAGUUCAUCCUUUCUGAACGAGCCACGAAGAAAGAUGAUAAGAGGUUGCAGGAGGCCGUUAGAGCGAGGCAGGGUGGAAAGAAAACUGAUAUUAUGAAAGAGACACCCCCUUCGGUCCGUGUUCGGUCAUCGUCUAGGUAUGCCGAUAAGUUGGCUGCGAAAGAUGAUGCUUUGAAUGAGCUGCGGAAUAAGAGGAGGAACAAGCAGGACCCGGAGGGUCACCGUAAAUUGAGGGAUUCGGGAAGAGGGGGUUUGGGCGCGCGAGGUGGGUCUCCGGUUCGGCGGAGAUCGAUACUUACUGCGGCGAGUCCGAGUAGUUCGAGUCAGAGUGACUCUCAGAGUGGAAGUCACAGCAGAGAUGAUGGUUCAACAGGGGAUGGGGAUCUGGGUGACAGUGACGAUGAUAGGCAUGGAGCCGGGAAGGAGGUGCCGACGUUUGAGGAAAUUAAGAGUAUUACGAUUAGGAGGUCAAAGCUGGCUAAGUGGUUCAUGGAACCCUUCUUUGAAGAGCUGAUUGUGGGUUGUUUUGUGAGAGUUGGGAUUGGAAUGUCCAGGUCUGGGCAGAGUAUAUACAGACUUUGUAUGGUGAAAAAUGUCGAUGCCACGGACCCUAAUAAACAGUAUAAGCUUGAGAACAGGACUACAUACAAGUAUUUGAAUUGUAUUUGGGGCAAUGAGAGCUCGGCUGCGAGGUGGCAGAUGGCUAGGGUAUCUGACUCUGCACCACUCGUUGAAGAGUUCAAUGAUUGGUUGCGUGAAGUGGAGCGCCAUGGGGGGCGGAUGCCCACUAAACAGGAUGUGUCGGAGAAGAGGGAGGCUAUCCAGAAGACCAAUACUUUUGUAUACUCGGCUGCUACCGUGAAGCAGAUGCUGCAAGAGAAGAAAACUGCCUCGUCGAGGCCUUUGAACAUUGCAGCUGAGAAAGAGAGGUUGAGGAGGGAGAUGGAGGUGGCAGAGAGCCGAAGAGAUGAGGCAGAGGUGGAGAGGAUACGAGCGAGGUUGCAGGAACUUGAGGCAAUGUCUAGGCAGGCGAAGGAGAAGGACUCUAAGGCUGUAAGAUUAGCAGAGAUGAACAAAAGAAACAGGGCUGAGAAUUUCAAGAAUGCAUCAGAAUUGAAGCCGGUUAACACAAGUCUGAAAGCAGGGGAGGCGGGGUAUGAUCCAUUUUCAAGGAGAUGGACAAGGUCAAGGAAUUACUAUGUAUCAAAGCCUGGUGAGGGUGCACCAACAGCAAAUGGUGAAGCAGCUGUUGCUUCAGCAGUGUCAGUAGCCAGCAGUGGUACAGGAGCGAGAGCUGCUGCAGAGGCCGGCAUUGCUGCAACAGCUGCUGCUUUGGAAGCAGCAGCUGGUGCUGGAAAGUUGGUGGACACAAGUGCCCCAGUUGAUCAAGGGACUGAGUCAAAUUCGCUGCAUGACUUUGAGCUUCCAAUAUCAUUGGCAGGACUGCAAAAGUUUGGAGGACCCCAGGGAGCCCAUUUGGGAUUCUUGGGUAGGAAGCAGAGGAUAGAGGCAACAGUUGGAUGUCGUGUCCCAGAAAAUGAUGGGAGGCGGCAUUCUUUGACCCUGACAGUUAGUGACUACAAGCGACGGAGAGGUCUGCUCUGAAAUGUGACACUGCAAACAACUUAUGGUGGAUUAGGUCGUGGGAGAUUGCAACUGUGAAUCAUGUUGGGGCUUAGGUAUACUCUUCUUGCUUGGCUUUGACUAGCUGGAAGUAGAGAGCUGCUCUAAAAUGGGAUCGAUCGAAUGACUGAUGACUCUCAUGUCCCUUGGAUGUUUAUACACUAUCAGAGAUGCUAGAUACUUGGCAUCUAGAGUGAACAGCUCUGUCAAAUCAGCAAAGGUUGCCCAGCUCAUUGGCUAUUUUGUUGAUAGCCUUGCAAGUGAAGGUUCAGGAGGAGAGAUUUGUAUAGGGAUCAUUCUACUGAGAGUUGGUUUUGUAUUGUCCUUUUAAUUUGUUUUUGCAUCACUUAUGAGAUAUAUGUUCUAUUAUAUUUGUAUUUCAAAUUUCUUCUAUCGAUUAAAAAUUAAGGUAAAUUACAAA
Messenger RNA from Nelumbo nucifera (sacred lotus), 2558 nucleotides. It is a transcript of the gene VIP5, whose product is annotated as plus-3 domain-containing protein. Gene Ontology annotation, molecular function: DNA binding; RNA polymerase II C-terminal domain phosphoserine binding. The record is from RefSeq and is a predicted model, not a curated record. NCBI's taxonomy places the organism in Eukaryota, Viridiplantae, Streptophyta, Magnoliopsida, Proteales, Nelumbonaceae. Gene Ontology annotation, cellular component: Cdc73/Paf1 complex.